CACGGAUUAUCCAAAUCUGACACUGUCAAUGUCCUAGGAAGAGACGAGUAUAUAAGGGCCAGUGCCUGCUAGCACAAAUACCUCAUCUCUCAGUAAAACUUGUCACUUUUAGUUCUGAAACUUGAAACCCAAGAAAACAUGAAUUGCGUGACAGCGUGCCUUUUUGCAGCCUUCAUUAUGACCUGCCUCUGCAUGACCUCAGCAACCUCAUCUCCUGAUUGGUUCAUUGACCAGGGUAUUGACGAUAAUGGCGGGGAUUUUGACAUCACAGAAACAGUAUUCCCUCAGAAAACAACCAUGGGCGACGACGUGGAGACACCAACGUUUACCAGAAAUCGCAAACAGAUGGCCCACAUGAAAAUCACUUCUGACAUCUACAAUGACAGGCUCCGGGGUGGCUCUGAGCCAUCCGUCAAAAAAAUCAACCCUCGUUUCCUUAGAGGUAGAGGUGGAGUGAGAGUAGCCCAGGCCUAGGUUUUGAGAGAUGAAUCAUUCAUGGCCUUAGCGUGUUUUUAUAUCAAUAAAACAUGAUCACACUAAAACAAA
Messenger RNA from Biomphalaria glabrata, 546 nucleotides. RefSeq lists its product as uncharacterized. NCBI's taxonomy places the organism in Eukaryota, Metazoa, Mollusca, Gastropoda, Planorbidae. Bases 139 to 474 code for a protein of 111 amino acids. The record is from RefSeq and is a predicted model, not a curated record. The transcript has 3 exons.